AUGCUACAUGUUGUGGAUCCUGAGGAGGAGGAACAAGGUCAUAAGCUAAAGAAGGUCGCACCGUUCAUCGAUCAUUUUAGAAAUCGUUGCCGCACGCUGUUCCAACCAGAACAAAACUUAGCAGUUGAUGAGCGCCUUGUCAAGUCGAAACAUCGUUCUGGUAUCCGCCAGUAUAUCAAGAACAAACCGGUUAAAUUUGGUAUCAAACUCUGGGUAAUUGCCGACAGCAAGACUGGUUAUACAUGUGACUUUAGUGUUUACACGGGGAGUGGGGAUGGAGUUGUCCAUCCAAAACACGGGCUUGGAUAUGGUGUUGUGAUGACCUUGGCAGAAUCCUUCUUGAAUCAAGGAUAUCAUAUUUUCUUUGACAACUUUUACACGUCAUGCAUUUUGGUCAUUGAUCUUCUCAAACACCAAACUCCGUCUUGUGGAACAGUGGUUGAAAGCAGAAAAGGUUUUCCGGAUUCGAUGAAGGGAGGAAAAAAGAGCUGGGCACCUAAACAACACCGGGGAGCUAUGAGAUGGAGCCGUGAAGAUAAAGCGUUGUGUCUUCAAUGGAAAGACAACAAAGUGGUUACCAUGGUGAGCACCAUUGACAGGGCAGAUAAAUUUGUUGAAGUACAAAGGAAAGUCAAAGCUGAUGGUAAAUUUUCUACAGUUACGGUUAGACAACCAGAAUGCAUCCAACGGUACAAUUCUUAUAUGAAUGGUGUAGAUAAAUCCGACCAAUAUCUAGCAAAAUACAACAUGCUGCGAAAAUGUGUAAGGUGGUGGAAAACUCUGUUCUUCCACAUGAUCGACGUUGGUUUAGUCAACGGUUUCAUACUGUUUCAAUUGCAUCGCUCCCGUAACCCUGAUGUUCCGGGGCUCAAGCGACCUAAGUCUUACGCUUUGCUUGUUUUUCGAGAGGCUGUUAUCAGGCAACUAACCAGUAUGGAAGAGUAUGCAGAUCCUCCUGUUUACAAUAACUUCCAAGCUCCCAUUGAUAAGAGAUAUAACACUGAACAUAUGCCGGUAUUCACCGAAGAGAAACGAAAUUGUAAAGUCUGUUACGCAGAGUUGAAGAAGCAAGUCCGUGUUUACACGAAGUGUUCUGCUCCACAAUGUGAUGUUUAUUUGCAUUUUACAAAAGAAAAUAAUUGUUUUCAGAAGUGGCAUACAACAUUCAAACACUAG
Molecule: messenger RNA, 1176 nt
Organism: Hydractinia symbiolongicarpus
Lineage: Eukaryota; Metazoa; Cnidaria; Hydrozoa; Anthoathecata; Hydractiniidae
Product: piggyBac transposable element-derived protein 4-like
Exons: 1
Coding region: 1-1176 (391 amino acids)
Source: RefSeq, a predicted model, not a curated record